Messenger RNA from Lodderomyces pseudojiufengensis, 1806 nucleotides. RefSeq lists its product as uncharacterized. NCBI's taxonomy places the organism in Eukaryota, Fungi, Ascomycota, Pichiomycetes, Serinales, Debaryomycetaceae. The transcript has a single exon. The record is from RefSeq and is a predicted model, not a curated record. Bases 1 to 1806 code for a protein of 601 amino acids.
AUGAAAUCAAAAAGUAACACGAAAUCAAAUUCAAGUAAACCUGAAGAGAAAAGCAACAUUAAAAAAUCAACCACAGGUAAUAAUAAUCAUUCAGUUGAUGAGGAUUGGUCAAUAAUAUCAUCAUCAUCUGAUUUCGAUGAUGAAAGAUCUACAACUAGUUCAACUGAUCAACAAUAUAAAAAUAAUUUUGAUCCAAUUCAAGAAGGCGAAGAUAAUGAAGGAAUUAACCACUCUAAAAAUUUGACAGAUUCAUUUGAUCAAUCAAUUUUGAAAGUACCUAAAUUGAUUGCGGGACAAAAAGAUCAUCAAUUUAUAAAACAAAGUUCAAUAUCUUCAUCACCUAGAAUUAACUCCGUGUCAAGUAUUUCCGAUUCUAUAACAAGUUCAAAUUCAAAUUCAGCUUCGGCUCUUAAUGAAGAAUUGUCAAAUUCAAUUAAUGUUGGAUCAAAAAUUAAAUUUUUUGAAAAUUUAAAUAAUUUUAAUGAAUCAAUUAAACAAAAAUCAAAUGAAUUUUAUUCAAAUUUUGCUAAAAUUAAAAUUGAUCAAUUAAAUAAAUAUAUUUAUGAUCAGCAUUCAAUUCAGGGUGGGGUUGUUGAAGAUGGAGUAAAAUUAGAUCAAGAAUUGACACAACCUACUAAAGAAAAUCUGGAAGUUCAAAGUGAAAAGAAAUCACCACUUGAUGAAACUGAUUUGGAUGAUACUAUUGAAUUAGUUAAAUCAAUUGAUAAAUAUCAUGAAAGUCAAUUAUUAAAAUAUGAACAAGAACAAAACCAAAACCAAAUCAGAAAAUUGAAUAAACCUAGAAGAAUUCCUGAAAUUAAAACUCCACUUGGUGUAAAAAUACUUAGUGCAAUAGGUAAUUUUUUAGAAUCAAAUUCAGAUUAUCUUUAUUAUUAUUUAUUUGUAUUUCUUGUUGGAUUAAUUCCCACCAUUUAUUUAGUAAAUAAUUAUUUAAUCCAACCAACACCAACAAUUAUAAUUAAACCACCUACACUAAAUGAUAAAAUUAUAAAUUACUGGAAUAAUUUGAUUUAUGAAGAAACUGAAUUAUCAAAUAAUAAUCAAUAUGGAGGAUUUUUUGGAUUAUAUAAAGAACCCAAAAAAUUUAUAAAAGUUAAUAGAUUUUCAAAAGUGGGUGAAAGUUUGAAAACACAUUUUCAAAAAGAUUUUUUAAAGUUAAAGAAUGUUGGAAAAGAGGUUGAUAAAUUUGUGUUAACUAAUAUCGCACCAAAUUUUCAAAAAUUAAUAAUAAAAACUGAAAAUGGAUUAUUAUUAACUACAAAAAAUUUAAAAAUUUGGAGUAAACAAUUUGAAGAUUUCAGUGGAGUAGAAUUUAAAAAAUUUGAAAAUAUAUCCAAAAAUACAUUCAAUUGGUUAUCAAAGAAUAGUAAAGAUUUGUUUAAUCAAAGAGGAGAAUUUUGUGAUAAAUCUAGAGAAUUUUUAAAUAAUGGUUCAAAAUAUUUUGAAAUAUUUUUAAAUAAUGCAAAUAAAGGUUCCAAAACAUUAUUUAAUUUUUCUAAAAAUUUAAUACAAGAUGAAAAAGAAAAUUUAAAAUCAUUUGUUAAAAAUAUUCAUAAAUCAAGUUAUAAAAUUAAUCAAUUUUGUUCAAAAGAAUACUUAAAUUUUAAAUAUUUAGUAAAUGAAUAUUCACCAAAGUUUCAUAAUUUUAUAAAACAAGAAUCAUCAUUUAUAUAUAAUAGAUCAGUGGUCUUUAAAUCUUUUGUUCAUAAAUGGGUUGUGGAUAAUUUUAAUGGGAAAUUCUCUGAGUCGAUGGCGAGAGAUAAUAAUAGUGUUAUUUACCUAUAA